Saimiri boliviensis boliviensis (Bolivian squirrel monkey) is the source of this 3179-nucleotide messenger RNA. It is a transcript of the gene EPHA3, whose product is annotated as EPH receptor A3. NCBI's taxonomy places the organism in Eukaryota, Metazoa, Chordata, Mammalia, Primates, Cebidae. Gene Ontology annotation, molecular function: transmembrane-ephrin receptor activity; protein binding; ATP binding. Gene Ontology annotation, cellular component: plasma membrane; dendrite. Gene Ontology annotation, biological process: protein phosphorylation; axon guidance; ephrin receptor signaling pathway. The record is from RefSeq and is a predicted model, not a curated record.
CGGAGCGCUCGCCCGCACGCCCGCGGCGCGCCUGCUGGAGAUGUGCCGCUCUGGCCGCGCUGUGCACCAGCAGCAUGGACUGUCGCCUCUGCGUCCUGCUCCUGCUCGGCUGCUCCGCGCUCGGCUGCCGCGGGGACGCGGGGCCGCAGCCCCCCAAUGAAGUCAAUCUACUGGAUUCAAAAACAAUUCAAGGGGAGCUGGGCUGGAUCUCUUAUCCAUCGCAUGGGUGGGAAGAGAUCAGUGGUGUGGAUGAACAUUACACUCCCAUCAGGACUUACCAGGUGUGCAAUGUCAUGGAUCAUAGUCAAAACAAUUGGCUGAGAACAAACUGGGUCCCCAGGAACUCAGCUCAGAAGAUUUACGUGGAGCUCAAGUUCACUCUACGAGACUGCAAUAGCAUUCCAUUGGUUUUAGGAACUUGCAAGGAGACGUUCAACCUGUACUACAUGGAGUCUGAUGAUGAUCAUGGCGUGAAAUUCCGAGAGCACCAGUUCACAAAGAUCGACACCAUUGCAGCUGAUGAAAGUUUCACUCAAAUGGAUCUUGGGGAUCGUAUUCUUAAACUCAACACUGAGAUUCGAGAAGUAGGUCCUGUUAACAAGAAGGGAUUUUAUUUGGCUUUUCAAGAUGUUGGUGCUUGUGUUGCCUUGGUGUCUGUGAGAGUAUACUUCAAAAAGUGCCCAUUUACAGUGAAGAAUCUGGCUAUGUUUCCAGACACGGUACCCAUGGACUCCCAGUCCCUGGUGGAGGUUAGAGGGUCUUGUGUCAACAAUUCCAAGGAGGAAGAUCCUCCAAGGAUGUACUGCAGUACAGAAGGCGAAUGGCUUGUACCCAUUGGCAAGUGUUCCUGCAAUGCUGGCUAUGAAGAAAGAGGUUUUGUGUGCCAAGCUUGUCGACCAGGUUUCUACAAGGCGCUGGAUGGUAAUAUGAAGUGUGCUAAAUGUCCACCUCACAGUUCUACUCAGGAAGAUGGUUCAAUGAACUGCAGGUGUGAGAAUAAUUACUUCCGAGCAGACAAAGACCCUCCAUCCAUGGCUUGUACCCGACCUCCAUCUUCACCAAGAAAUGUUAUCUCUAAUAUAAACGAGACCUCAGUUAUCCUGGACUGGAGUUGGCCCCUGGACACAGGAGGCCGGAAAGAUGUUACCUUCAACAUCAUAUGUAAAAAAUGUGGGUGGAACAUAAAACAAUGUGAGCCAUGCAGGCCAAAUGUCCGCUUCCUCCCUCGACAGUUUGGACUCACCAACACCACAGUGACAGUGACAGACCUCCUGGCACACACUAACUACACUUUUGAGAUCGAUGCCAUUAAUGGGGUGUCAGAGCUGAGCUCCCCACCAAGACAGUUUGCUGCAGUCAGCAUCACAACCAAUCAGGCUGCUCCAUCACCUAUCCUGACGAUUAAGAAAGACCGGACAUCCAGAAAUAGCAUCUCUUUGUCCUGGCAAGAACCUGAGCACCCUAAUGGGAUCAUAUUGGACUACGAGGUCAAGUACUAUGAAAAGCAGGAACAAGAGACAAGUUAUACCAUUCUAAGAGCAAGAGCCACAAAUGUUACCAUCAGUGGCCUCAAGCCUGACACAACAUACGUAUUCCAAAUCCGAGCCCGAACAGCCGCUGGAUAUGGGACGAACAGCCGCAAGUUUGAGUUUGAAACCAGUCCAGAUUCUUUCUCCAUCUCCGGUGAAAGUAGCCAAGUGGUCAUGAUCGCCAUUUCAGCAGCAGUAGCAGUCAUUCUUCUCACUGUUGUCGUCUAUGUUUUGAUUGGGAGGUUCUGUGGCUAUAACAAGUCAAAACAUGGGGCAGAUGAAAAAAGACUUCACUUUGGCAAUGGGCAUUUAAAACUUCCAGGUCUCAGGACUUACGUUGACCCACAUACAUACGAAGACCCUACCCAAGCUGUUCAUGAGUUUGCCAAGGAAUUGGAUGCCACCAACAUAUCCAUUGAUAAAGUUGUUGGAGCAGGUGAAUUUGGAGAGGUGUGCAGUGGUCGCUUAAAACUUCCUUCAAAAAAAGAGAUUUCAGUGGCCAUCAAGACCCUGAAAGUGGGCUACACAGAAAAGCAGAGGAGAGACUUCCUGGGAGAAGCAAGCAUUAUGGGACAGUUUGACCACCCCAAUAUCAUUAGACUGGAAGGAGUUGUUACUAAAAGUAAGCCAGUUAUGAUUGUCACAGAAUACAUGGAGAAUGGUUCCUUGGACAGUUUCUUACGUAAACACGAUGCCCAGUUUACUGUCAUUCAGCUAGUGGGGAUGCUUCGAGGGAUAGCAUCUGGUAUGAAGUACUUGUCAGAUAUGGGAUAUGUUCACCGAGACCUCGCUGCUCGAAACAUUUUGAUCAACAGUAACUUGGUGUGCAAGGUCUCUGAUUUUGGACUUUCACGUGUCCUAGAGGAUGACCCAGAAGCUGCUUACACAACAAGAGGAGGGAAGAUCCCAAUCAGGUGGACAUCACCAGAAGCUAUAGCCUACCGCAAGUUCACGUCAGCCAGCGAUGUAUGGAGUUAUGGAAUUGUUCUCUGGGAGGUGAUGUCUUACGGAGAGAGACCAUACUGGGAGAUGUCCAAUCAGGAUGUAAUCAAAGCUGUAGAUGAGGGCUAUCGCCUGCCACCCCCCAUGGACUGCCCAGCGGCUUUGUAUCAGCUGAUGCUGGACUGCUGGCAGAAAGACAGGAACAACAGACCCAAGUUUGAGCAGAUUGUUAGCAUUCUGGACAAGCUUAUCCGGAAUCCCGGCAGCCUGAAGAUCAUCACCAGUGCGGCAGCAAGGCCAUCAAACCUUCUUCUGGACAAAAGCAAUGUCGAUAUCACUACCUUCCGCAUGACAGGUGACUGGCUUAAUGGUGUCAGGACAGCACGCUGCAAGGAAAUCUUCACGGGCGUGGAGUACAGUUCUUGUGACACAAUAGCCAAGAUUUCCACAGAUGACAUGAAAAAGGUUGGUGUCACCGUGGUUGGGCCACAGAAGAAGAUCAUCAGUAGCAUUAAAGCUCUAGAAACACAAUCAAAGAAUGGCCCAGUUCCGGUGUAAAGCACUGCUUCUGGAAGGAAGUGGUGACUGUGGAAGCUGCAGCAUCAUCCUGCAGACAGACAAUAAUGCUGGAGAUGCUGGUGGAAGUUCCAAGUCCAAUAAGACACUCAAAUAUGAGUACAAAUGCCUUAAAAUGGAAUUUAAAAACUC